GCUUUGUUUAUUCCGUUGCUAGGGUUCCCCCUUUUGGUUGCUAGGGAGUGAAUUGGCAUCCUCCAGUGAUUAUAAGCCACAAGUAAAAAGACCCAACCCCCCUUAUGUUACUUUAGAGCAAUUGUGAAAGUGAAAGUGUAAUUGCUUCCCAUUUCUGAUAAAGCUCCUUAACAAACAGGCACAGAAAAUGGGAGAGAUAAUGGAAGUCAUUGAAAGACAAUUUGAGGAAAAUCUUAACAAAAGAAAACUGAAGAAAACGAGCAUUGAUAAAUGUGAUGUCAUAGUGGUUUUCUGCCCCAUUGUUUCUCGUGCUGGAACAGACAUAAGUGCUGCACUGAAUCAACUUGAUAAUGUUGACAAACGAAUCAUCCUGGUGGUGCUCCAUCACACAUUCGACCCAGAUAAAACUAUACCAGACAGCAACGCUGCUGUAAACAGGGAGAAAACAUUUGCAGUGGACUGUCUGUUCUAUGAGGAUGACGGAUUACUGCAAUGUCAGACGAAUGAAGAUGCUUUUGAAAAAAUUGGAAGAUACUUGGAAAUGGAAAAUAUAGAGAAGCCAACCUCAUAUGCAUAUUUUAAAACUAAUGCAUAUUCACGUCAAUCCUCAGAUCAGGCUGCCGACAUUAAUCUAUUAAAUCGUGAGGAAUCAAAGCCAGACCAGGCCUCAAGAGAAGAAGGCAAUCAGGGCUCUUGUUGUAUGUGUUUUUUUCGUUGCUGUGCCACUCUUUUAAGUUGCUGUGCCACUCUUUUUCGUUACUUUGCCACUCUUUUUCGUUGCUGUGCCACUCGUUUUCGUUGCUGUGCCACCCCUUUUCGUUGCUGUGCCACUCCUUUACAUUGCUGUGACACUCCUUUUCGUUGCUGUGACACUCUUUUUCGUUGCUGUGACACUCCUUUUGGUUCCUGUGACACUCUUUUUCAUUGCUGUGCCACUCCUUUUCGUUGCUGUGCCACUCCUUUUCGUUGCUGUAACACUCCUUUUCGUUGCUGUAACACUUCUUUUCUAUGCUGUGACACUACUUUUCGUUGCUGUGCCACUUCUUUUCGUUAGCCUACUGUGCCACUCCUUUUCUUUGCUGUGCCACUCCUUUUCUUUGCUGUGCCACUCCUUUUCGUUGCUGUGCCACUCCUUUUCGUUGCUGUGCCACUCCUUUUCGUUAGCCUACUGUGCCACUCCUUUUCGUUGCUGUGCCACUCCUUUUCGUUGUUGUGCCACUCCUUUUCGUUGCUGUGCCACUCCUUUUCGUUGCUGUGCCACUCCUUUUGGUUCCUGUGACACUCUUUUCCAUUGCUGUGCCACUCCUUUUCGUUGUUGUGCCACUCCUUUUCGUUGCUGUGCCACUCCUUUUCGUUGCUGUGCCACUCCUUUUCGUUGCUGUGACACUCUUGUUCGUUAUUGUGCCACUCUUUUUCGUUACUUUGCCACUCUUUUUUGUUGCUGUGC
This is a messenger RNA of Misgurnus anguillicaudatus (oriental weatherfish), 1447 nucleotides long. RefSeq lists its product as uncharacterized. NCBI's taxonomy places the organism in Eukaryota, Metazoa, Chordata, Actinopteri, Cypriniformes, Cobitidae. The record is from RefSeq and is a predicted model, not a curated record.